AUGAUUGCACAAACUACUACAAGAUUAGCCGCUACUGCAAAUGCAACAAGGUCAUUGGUGGUAAAGGGAAUAACGAAGCCCGUUAGGAACUACGCUGCAGUGUUUAAGUAUUCACCAGGAAAUUCUUUCUCUUCUUUCAAAGAAUACAGAGAAGUUGCCAAAAGUUACGGCCCUUUAAGUGCUGCAUUAGCGACAAAGAGAAAAUUAGCUAAUGUUUCAACCAUCUAA
Messenger RNA from Naumovozyma dairenensis CBS 421, 228 nucleotides. RefSeq names its product Dpi8p (gene DPI8). The coding region runs from base 1 to 228 and encodes 75 amino acids. The record is from RefSeq and is a predicted model, not a curated record. Lineage: Eukaryota; Fungi; Ascomycota; Saccharomycetes; Saccharomycetales; Saccharomycetaceae. The transcript has a single exon.